Messenger RNA from Rubroshorea leprosula, 3146 nucleotides. Lineage: Eukaryota; Viridiplantae; Streptophyta; Magnoliopsida; Malvales; Dipterocarpaceae. The record is from the annotation of a GenBank genome assembly.
CUCCUCCCAAACAACCAACCAAUCCAAGGGUUUGGUUCAUGCGGAGAAGAUAAACAGUGUAUGUUAAACGAUGCGAGGCUAAGGAUCUGUAGCUUUGUUACAUAGGAAGUGAAAGCAUGGGUACUUAGUUUGAAGGGGAAUAUAUAUCGUAAGAACUGUCAUUAUAUGUUUUCAUAAAGACUUGCUUGACUGUUUUUUGUUAGUAGAUUUUUCCUCUUUUUUUUGGGUUUCAGGUUCGUCCUUGAAGUUGAAACUAUGUCUCUUACCAGUUUCUUUCAUUUCACAAGAAUUUCUGUCUACUUUGAGAGAAAGUUCAGUUCUAGUUAGGGUGGGAGACCCUAGAAUGCAAGUGCUUUAGUGUUUUGGUGGGUAAGGACUAAGGGGUGUUGUAAUCAGGGAUGGAUAUGAGCAAGUUGAUACCUGAAUCCCAUGUAGCACAGCAAAGCCGGCGUGAUAAGCUGAGAAUUCAACAAAGUUCUAGCGAUCUUGUCCAGCACUCUGAUGACUUCCAACUGGGGUUUCUCCAUCCGGUGCUUAACCCAGAUCUUAUUCAAGUUCGAAAUGUUAGAAAUGCAAACUUACUCUACGAUCAUAGUGCUUUUCCUUCAUCAAAUGUCACCCAUUUUUCAGAAAAUCCCGACCAUUUGCUAGCUCAAAGCGAUGAAAUGCUGCAACAAGAUUUGGAAACAGCUCAACGCACAACACUAGUCCUUGCUGACGAUUCCAUGUCUCCUUCAAUUCUGACCCAUUUCGGUGCUCCCUCUAGGGUCGGUGCUGCUUACAAAGAAACUUGUGGUAAUUGGAAGAGCGUUGAUCCACAGCAAGCUUGUGAUUUGAUGGUGAGUUACGCAAGUGGAUCAUCUAGUAGGGAAGGCAAUCAGAACCCAUUUGGUGGGGCGGUCUUGUCAAAUAAUGGAAGUGAAAGCAACAUGUCUGCCACCACACAGUAUUUGAAGCCUACUUACGAUUGCAAUCUAGCUGUUCAAUCUACUUCAAUCAAUCCAUGCAAUGAGGUUUCCAGCCAAGAUUGCAGAAGGCACUAUAGUAACUUGGAUAUUCCCUUACCUCAACUUUACAACAGCAAGGUACUCCAGGAUGUUGUUACUACAGCUUCUGUUGGAAAUCGGGUUACAGAGGGAGCUUCUCUGCUGCAGCAGAACAUUAGAGAAGAAGUCCACAGAUCAUGGACAACUGAUUACUCGGGGAAUCAGUCGGAUUCUUUCCAUUUUGAUACUGGCGGUGCUGGGAUGGAUAGACCACCAGUGGAGAAUUGGCAUCGCUGGAGGGGUGAACAAGAGCCGAAGAUGGUUGCAAGUGAUUCUACUAAUCAGGGGCUAGCAUUAUCACUUUCAUCUAAUCCACCACCCAAAGUGUAUGUUGCUCAGUUGGAGGAUGGUUUGCAAUCAAGGUCUGUUGAUUUCAAAGAUCCUCAGGAUUCUAAGAUUUUGGAGCCAUCUGUAGUUAGGAAAGCUAGUGGAAAAUCUCUUCAAGUGAUUGUAGGAAAUUCAACUAACAUUAACCGACAGACAGGACCCCUUGGGCCAUUUACAGGAUAUGCAACUAUUUUGAAGAACUCGAGAUUUUUGAAGCCAGCACAAGAGCUAUUAGAAGAUUUCUGCGACAUAACAAACUCAAAGGUAGACAAAAUAUGCAAGAUGUCUGAGGAGAUUUAUGUAGAAGGUACUGCUUCAGCCUCUGCCGGCACUUCUCAUGCGGCCAAUAUGGAGCUUGCAGUUAAGGGGAAGAACUCCUGUGCCUCAUCCUCAACGUUUUACAGCUCUAGCGGAAAUAAUGGUGAUGGUGGUCUUGGAAGUCGCUCUAACGAGCAGCCAUAUCAGCCUGAUUACCAACUAAAGGCAAGGCUUCUAUAUCUGCAGGAGGAGGUUUGCAAAAGAUACAAGCUAUAUCAUCAGCAGAUGCAGAUGGUGGUGUCAUCUUUUGAAUCUGUAGCUGGUCUGAGUGCAGCCACCCCUUAUAUUUCCUCGGCUCUAAAAGCAGUUGUGAAGAAUUUUCGGUCUCUGAAAAAUGCAAUAUCAGAUCAGAUCAAGCAUAUCUCAAGAGCCUUGGGGGAGGAUGUCUUCUCGCCUACUUCUGGUACGAGUAAUAGUAAAGGUGACACGUAUAAGCUAAAGUAUAUGGGGCAAAAAUCUGGUGGGGUCAGUGUGGGCUUCCUUGAACCCCAACAACAUGGCUGGAGGCCCCAGAGAGGACUCCCUGAACGUUCAGUGGCCAUUCUUAGAGCUUGGCUGUUUGAUCAUUUUCUUCAUCCGUACCCCACGGACACAGAUAAGCACAUGCUGGCUACUCAAACUGGUCUUACUCGAAACCAGGUAUCAAACUGGUUUAUAAACGCACGAGUUCGUGUCUGGAAACCAAUGGUUGAAGAAAUACACAUGCUUGAAAGCAAAGGCUUGGCAGAAGCGAACCAGAUCAACCCCGGUAGAACUGAUAUAAAAUCUGCUAGUGAAGGCACCAGCUGUCAAAUUGAUGACCAAGCCAUUAUCAAGCCCUCUAUCAAUGCCAUGUCUGAUAGGCAGUUGGGGUCCUCAAACUCAGACAUGCAUCACAUGUUGAGUUCAAGAGACACAUGUAGUGCAGAUCAAUGGAAUCAGGAGAAACGUUCGAGAGUUGACUUUCAUGUCCCAACAAGCAUGGACGGAUCUUUAAUUAGUUUUGUUCCAUACCAAAGAAGUCAGCUUGAGAUGGGGGGACUUGGGACAGUGUCUCUCACAUUGGGUCUGAGACAUGGUGUGGACAGUGCAAGGCAGCAGCAACAACAAUUUCACCAACAAGAAGAUCAACUUAGGCGGCAAUUCGGGGGUCAAAUGAUUCAUGAUUUUGUCGGUUGAUGAUUCACAACUGUUAUCUUUAAUCUUUAGGAGUUGAAGUGGGUAACCCUACAUUCACGAUUGCAGGCUAGUAUCUUCUAGAUAUCACUUCAUCAAUCUUGCAGUGCUCACGGAAUGGAUGGUUCAAGAAUCACCGUCUUGCUAGUGAGUAGAACAAAAUUCAGUCUUGAGGGGAAGGAGAUUGACAUCUGAAAUUCAUGUAAUGUGAUUGAUGCAAAGACCAAAUUAAAUUUCGGAAAAUAUUACUAACUUAAUUUAGGGGAAAUUAUCACUUUGUGAUAAAAAGUUCUCUUCAAU